GUUGAACUACAGGUCGUAAGGACGGAUCUGGUGCAGGAAGUGCACCAGAUUUUCAAUGAGUGGAUCAGUCAGGUGAUCCGAGUGUACGCCGGACAGGAACAUGUGGAGCUGGAGUGGCUUGUUGGGCCGAUCCCGAUCGAUGAUGGCACGGGUAAGGAAAUUAUCUCUCGCUUCGAGUCGGACAUUGCAUCGAGUGGUGUGUUCUGGACCGACUCGAAUGGACGCGAAAUGCUUCGCCGGGUGCGAAACAAGCGAGAAACUUGGGAUCUUGACCUACAGGAGUCUAUCGCUGGCAACUACUAUCCAGUAACAACAAAGAUCACCAUUGAAGAUGACAGCAGUCGCUUGUCGCUAUUAAUUGAUCGUGCCCAAGGAGGAUCUAGUUUGAGCGAUGGCCAUUUAGAACUCAUGGUACACCGAAGGUUGCUGCGAGAUGAUCGUUUCGGUGUUGGAGAAGCGCUAAACGAAACUCAAUUCGGCGGUGGUUUAAUAGCGAGAGGCAAACAUUGGCUCAUCUUUGGACCCUCAUCUAAAGUCGGUGCACAAGGUCAAACGCAAGCAGCGAAGGAAAGGGUUCUUCAACGCCGCGUCCAUCUAGCGCCAUGGGUAUUUAAUGCUAAAUCGAACGGAGUUUCUUUCGAGGAUUUCUCCGGCCAAACUAGAAGAAAUUUCGCCUCCGUCAAGGAUGUAUUGCCACUAAGUGUGCACCUGUUAACACUGGAACCAUGGACGGAUGAUGAAGUUUUAGUUCGAUUUGAGCAUAUUUUUGAGACAAACGAAGACCCAUCGUACUCACAGCCUGUUGAAUUUGAUAUUCAAGAUUGGUUUGAACAUUAUCAGAUUACCGACAUCAAAGAGACCACUCUGGCAGGAAAUCAGUUGAAAUCAGCUUCCCAGCGCCUAGUUUAUGGACCAAAGAAAUCCGUAGCAAAAGAUCCGUUCAAAACA
Anopheles bellator is the source of this 948-nucleotide messenger RNA. RefSeq names its product lysosomal alpha-mannosidase-like. NCBI's taxonomy places the organism in Eukaryota, Metazoa, Arthropoda, Insecta, Diptera, Culicidae. The transcript has a single exon. The record is from RefSeq and is a predicted model, not a curated record. The annotation marks the transcript as partial. Gene Ontology annotation, biological process: mannose metabolic process. Gene Ontology annotation, cellular component: lysosome. Gene Ontology annotation, molecular function: alpha-mannosidase activity; carbohydrate binding.